GUAACCCCCUCAUUCCUAUGUUUCUCUGACUUUCUUUCUGUUUAGAAGGCCCCCUUUUCUAGGUGUACUGAAAGUUGCCUCCCAGGAUAUACCAAGCUCUUGAGGGAGGGAGAACCACUUUGCUGUUAUGACUGUUCUCCAUGCAUGGAAGGAACCAUCUCUGUGCAGGAAGAUGUAGCCCAUUGUGAAAAGUGUCCAGAUGACCACCAUUCCAACAACAAACGAGAUCUGUGUGUUCCCAAAGUUAUGACAUUUCUGUCCUACAGAGAAAACUUAGGUCUUGUUCUGGCUAUCUCUGCCCUUUUUUUGUCUCUAAUCACUGCCUCAGUUCUAGGAAUUUUUAUUAAAUAUCGAGAAACUCCCAUAGUCAAAGCCAACAACCGGGAUCUCACCUACAUUCUGCUGAUCUUUCUCCUGCUUUCCUUCUUGACUUCCCUUCUCUUCAUUGGUCAACCCAAGAAAGCGACCUGCCUUCUUCGACAAACUGCCUUCAGUGUUGUUUUCUCAGUUGCCGUGUCAUCCUUGCUGGCCAAGACUAUCAUGGUGGUGGUGGCAUUUCUGGCCACAAAGCCAGGCAGCAGGAUGAGGAAAUGGCUGGGGAAAUCUCUGGCCAAUUUCAUCAUCUUCUCCUGCUCUGGUGUUCAGGUGGGCAUCUGUUUCAUAUGGCUGGGAAUCUUUCCCCCAUUCCCAGAUUCUGACUUCUAUUCCCAAAAAGGACAGAUCCUUCUGCAAUGCAAUGAAGGUUCAGUUACAAUGUUUUACAGUGCCCUUGGCUAUAUGGGCUUUCUGGCUGCCAUAUGCUUCUUGGUGGCGUUCCUGGCCCGGAAGUUGCCAGGCUCUUUCAACGAAGCCAAGCUGAUCACCUUCAGCAUGUUGGUUUUUUGCAGUGUUUGGGUCUCCUUUGUCCCCACCUACCUGAGCACCAAAGGGAAAUACAUGGUGGCUGUGCAGAUCUUCUCCAUCCUGACUUCCAGCCUGGGCUUACUGGGCUGCAUCUUUGUCCCCAAAUGUUACGUCAUCAUUCUGAGACCUGAUUUGAACAUGAAGGAGCAUCUAAUGAUGAAAAACAACUAGAGCUCUUGAUUUUGGCAAUUAUUGUUUUUAUCCAAAUGGUAGCUAAAAUAAAAUAAGACAUUGCAAAUUGCAAUAAGAUUGCAAAAUUGCAAAUUUUUUGGUAUUUGUUCUAAGAAUUUUUUCUUUCUUCCAUGUGAUUAAUCUUGCUAUCAAUAAAUAGCAUAGGAAAGUUAUUGAUGUUUCUUCCAGCAGUUUAAAACCAUGUUAUUUGUCUUCCAAUCUACAUUUCUUCAAUAUCCAUUCAGCAUACAAGUUGAAUAAAUAAGAAGGAUGUCAGCCCUGGAAGCCAUCUUUUUCUUUAGAGCUUCUGAGCUGUCACAUUUAGUGCCUGGGAAAACGGGAUGGGGGAUUUCAAGGAGUCGGUGGAGAAUUAGCCAUAACAACAUUCCUUUCUCUGGGAACCAAGGACAAUCAGCCUGCACCUGGAUGGGCAUGCUUGGGGGUUUGCCUCCAGUUGGGACAGUGAAUUGAUUGGAUCAUGUGAUGGACAUGUGGGUGAAGGGGAUGGAACUUUGACUUUCUUUUGGGUGAGGAAAACUGGAAGCUUUCAGAUUUGGGUUUUCCCAGAUGUGUCAAUAUGACUUCUCUAAUAAAAUGGAACUUU
Molecule: messenger RNA, 1678 nt
Organism: Pantherophis guttatus
Lineage: Eukaryota; Metazoa; Chordata; Lepidosauria; Squamata; Colubridae
Source: RefSeq, a predicted model, not a curated record